CUGCUAGGUAACUACAUGACCGAAGGCUUGUAGCUCAUGUAGAGGCGCUGCUCAGACUUCAUGGCUGUUGAUUCGUUUCGAAUGGCAGUGCCAUAUUCUUUACACAUUCUUCUUUUAAUGGCCGUGCUUCGGUAUGGACAAACUGGACGCUUAUAUACCGAAGAAGACCCGGUGUUCAUUUUAAACAGUGACACUCUGAAGCAAACCUUGUUGAACUCUUCAACAGCCUGGUUGGUUCAGUUCUACUCGUCGUGGUGUGGACACUGCAUCCAGUACUCACCCACAUGGAAAGGGUUAGCAGGAGAUGUCAAAGAUUGGUCUCAAGCUAUCCGUAUUGGAGUUGUGGACUGUGCACAUGAAAAGAACUUUGACAUUUGUAAAGAGUUCAGCAUCCAUUUCUACCCUACAUUUCGGUACUUCAAAGCACAUAGUACUAUUUUUGACAUUGGAAAGACAUAUCGAGGAGCUGAUCGAGAGAUUCAGACUGUUAGACAGCUGAUGGUAAACUUUCUCCAAAACCACACAAGACAAGACUGGCCUGCUGGUUGCCCUUCGCUGGAACCUGCCAGGACUGAAAACAUUCAGUCUUUGAUUGGACUGAAAUCAGAUCAUUACACUGCAGUCAUCAUAGAGGAUGAAGAAUCUUACAUUGGAAGAGAGGUAAUAUUGGACCUAAUGCCAUAUGAAGGUGUGAUAGUGAAGAGGGCCCUGAAUUCAGACAAGGUCCUGAUGGAAAAGCUCGGCAUCACCACUGCCCCUGCAGCCUACCUGUUUUACCCCAAUGGGAAACAUGCAGCCAUGGAUGUAAAGAAGAAAAUACGCUUUUUCUUUUCCUCCUUCCUUAAACUGCUACCUGGAGUUCACCGGAAACUGCACCCUUCGGUCCAGCAGCCAGAACAGGCAGAAAUUAAAGACCAGAAAAUAACUGAGCUUUUUAAAGAAUUUGACAAGUCUAAGGUGUACAUGGUAGACCUGGAGUCUGGCUUACAUUAUCUAUUAAGAGUGGAGCUGGCAACCCGCAAGACCUUAGAGGGAGCAGAGCUAAAAACCUUCAAAGACUUUGUCACAGUAGUGUCUAAGCUGUUUCCUGGACGCCAAUCUGUGGUUAAGCUUCUAGAGACACUACUGGAAUGGCUGAUCAGUUUACCACUGGAGAAAAUUCCUUAUGAAGCCAUUUUGGACCUGGCCAACAAUAAGAUGAGGAUCUCCGGACUGCACCUGAGUGAGCGUGUUCAGUGGAUAGGCUGCCAGGGCAGUAGUGUGGCACUCAGAGGAUACCCCUGCUCCCUUUGGACCCUCUUUCAUGUGCUCACUGUGCAGGCUGCCAGCCGGCCGGACGCUCUCGCCAACACUGCACUGGAGGAUGAUCCAUUGGCCGUGCUUCAAACAAUGCGGCAGUACAUUGGAACGUUCUUUGGCUGUCAUGAGUGUGGAAAGCACUUUGAGGAGAUGGCGCAGGAAUCCAUGAGUCAGGUGAAAUCUCUGGAUGAAGCAGUGCUUUGGUUAUGGAGGAAACAUAACCAGGUUAAUGCAAGACUAGCAGGGACAUUGAGUGAAGACCCCAUGUUUCCUAAAACACAGUGGCCCACUCCUGACCUUUGUCAAGCAUGCCAUGAAGAACAGGAUGGUCUUCAUGUAUGGAUUGAAGACAUGGUCCUUGCAUUUCUCAAAAAACAUUAUAGUGCUGCCAACAUCUCCCCCAAAUACACCACUGAUAUCCAUCCAGAAGCAGGCACAGUUGCAGUUAACAAAGCCACAUCGACCCCAUCCGGUGUUCUUAAUAAAGGGUUGAACCCACCUCCAGAAAGUGUUCCAAAACAUAUGAAGCAAACCGAUAAACGUGAAACUGGAGGCAUCCAAAAGGAGCCUAACCUCCCAUUCUUGGGACUGGGUUUCUCCGGUGUGGACAUGAGUCUGUGUGUUCUUUUGUAUGCAUUCUCUUGCGUCUUUCUCAUGCUCAUGUUCUUCUUCUUUCGUGUUCGUUCCAAAAGGUGGAAAAUCAAAAACCACAGACCGUAUGUAUAGCAGUUAAACACCAUGUUCAGAAACAAUUAGGAGAAACAUCAGUGUAACAUAGAAGACUCCUGCUACGGUUGAAGGAUUUUUUUAAUUUAUUGUUUAUUGUAUUGUUCUGCUUUGUGUGUUCUCUGUGGUGAAACUAUUGUCCUAUUGGUGAGGCUGAUUUAUGAAUUUCAUAGAAAUUAACAUCAUGUAUCUGACCUACUUGUAAGGUCAAAUUCUAAGUGGAUGUUUUUCAGUCCUGAUACAAGCAGAGGUGAUGUUUAAAAGGUCAAAACUGUUUUACAAAUAUUUUAAUCAUACGACUACUAAGGUACAAGACAUCUAUUUUUAUGGAAGUAGUAUGAAAUUUAUAGACAUUUUGAAACAGAGUGUGGCCCAAAGUGCAAAUUGGGAAUUGUUUACCCCAUCAGUGAGGGUUAGCAGCACCCUUGAAUUCACUUGCCUUCUGAAAGAAGUGACAGGUUUAUUAGCAUUUAACUCCUAGAUGUGUUUUUGAAGCUAGUCGGUACUCUAGUCCUUUGGCCUCUUUGUUAAUGGCCUUUAUAGGACCUCAUCAUUAAUUCAGUUCAGAUAAUGUUCUGUGAAGUGAUAGGACUCUCAGUUGUGUGCCAACAUACUGGACCAUUUAACUUUUAACUUUCAGUUUGUUAUACUAGUCAUCCAUUGAAAAUUAGUGCAUUAAGAAUUAUUCCUUUGGCUCACUGGAUUUUGUAGCCCCUUUUUUAACAGUGAUGCAGUUCAGUACAGCUGAUUUUGGUGCCCAAAUUUCCAUCUCUGCCAAGUGCUUUAAAACCAAAACUAUGUGAGGUUGAACCUAUGUUACUAGCUCAAUUUGUCAGCCACUGUGAAAAUGAUGAUGUGGUAUCUCAGUGAAAGCACACUUAAAUUAUUGAUAUGGAAAUUGACUGUCUUAAUGCAUCUAAUAGGAUGAUAGGAAUAUGAUGAUGAAAUUGCUUAUCUUGAUUGGUGAAUCAGGACAUUUCAGUUGGAUUUAUACAUUUUAUAAAUAUUUUGAAUCGUUAGAGGAAUAUUGAAUUGAGUGCAUAAUAGUUAAGGAUUACCACAGCUUUAAUAUCAGUAUCAGAUCAUAGGGUUUUAUUUUUGUGUUGAGAAGCUUCGGGAUCUAAAGCCAGUUUAUCAGGAUACCUGAAGCAUUUCAUCCAUGUGCACUACAAACACUUUUUAUUUUUUUCCUCCUGGAAGAUUUUUGUAUAGGAAUUUUUUGUAAAUACUGGAACAUUUUGUUUGACUUCUGUUUUCAUUUUCUGCAUUUGAGGAGCUUUCCAAUUUAUUUAUAUGCAUUAAAUGUGAACUGAUUUUAAACAUGUUAAAGCAGUCAUGUAAUUCAAUGUGCUUGUUUUGAUGGAUUAGCCUUACUUCUGUGUUAGGAGAUUAGGUAAGCAAGCCUCUCCCAUAUUCAUAGCUACACAGAAAAGUGGCCUUUUCAGCUGCUACAGAAUUACACUGUUUUAUUUUCAGUAGUUUUAAGAAUGGAGUAUUUUUAUGUGAAGAGUAUUUUUGGAUUUGUCGUGCAUACCUUGUUGUGUAGUUGGUCUGAUUCUCAAAAAGGAAUUACAUCAUUUUCUAUGAUGAAAAUUUGUAACUUGUUUGAAAAAUAAAAUGUUUAUUGGACUGUU
Messenger RNA from Tachysurus vachellii, 3659 nucleotides. It is a transcript of the gene qsox2, whose product is annotated as quiescin Q6 sulfhydryl oxidase 2. The transcript has 12 exons. The record is from RefSeq and is a predicted model, not a curated record. Gene Ontology annotation, cellular component: Golgi membrane. Bases 61 to 2025 code for a protein of 654 amino acids. Gene Ontology annotation, molecular function: flavin-dependent sulfhydryl oxidase activity; protein disulfide isomerase activity. Gene Ontology annotation, biological process: protein folding. Lineage: Eukaryota; Metazoa; Chordata; Actinopteri; Siluriformes; Bagridae.